CGGAGCGUCGGGACGCUCCACGUCGUGGCUCUGAAAGCUUCGAUCGAUCGAAUGGAUCGAUCGCGCCGCGUCUAUUCCCUGGUCACUCGAUCUUUCGAGAAAUCGAACGAUCAAUUUCUCGUUGAUACAUGAUCGUUGAUCGAUCGUUCGGCGUUUGAUCGGUUCGUGGUAGAAAGGAUCGAAGGCUCGUCCGACAGUGAAAGUUACCAUCGUCCGGGGUCAUGGUUGUCGCGAGUUCGGUGCAGGUGAACCGCGUGAGUGACAUUCGCGCGUUUCGUGAAUCGUCAGCUACAGCUGGUCACUGUUGGUACCAGUGAGAAAGGAACGAACUGUCAGGGUGAAACGUGAACAGUUUCCUAGCGAUUCCUGGUCAAAGCUCGUGAAAUUCAGUGCCUAUGAAACCGUGAAUAACAAUCUAGUGCGUGACGAUGUCGUCGAGUGGUGAAUUUUCGACAUUGUCCAGUGGUGAAGCUACCGGAACUGGUGAUGAUUCGUUGCCCAGUUCGCGGGAAGCGACCGCGGAAGCCGCGAAUUCCGGGGGUGGAUUCAUGCCCCUCCGCGAGUUUUUGGACAGAUUUUCGUUACCCAGGGUGGUUAGGGUAGAAGGUGCCGGUGGAAGACCGAUAUUGUUGUACAAACAACAACAAAGAUCGUUGAGAGUUACGGCUACCUUGUUGAUGCACCGUUAUCGGCACGACGUCAAAGUUGGACCAGAAAUCGUGAUACCCGAAGGAUAUCCUGGUUGGUUCUCCGUUGUUUCGAAUAACAAUGGUACCGGAAGCGCCAGAGUGUACAGGAGAGUGGGAGCUUUGGUCCGGGCCGGUGUUCCGGCGUUUCUGCUCGCGAAACCCCUUCGAGCUUACACGCUGACGCACUCGAAGAUGGAAAACGGUAAUUUGAGAGCUCAUUACACGAAGACAACGGUGCGCGCAGGGGAAGUACUCCGGCUGGCCGCAGUUUUUCAGGACACCCGAAGGGCGCCGGUCUCCAGCGGCAUUUCCGGUAUCGUUAGCGGCGUUCCGGAAGGGAAGAGUUCAAGGUCAUCGGAACGAGAUCAGUACGCUCAAUGCUUAGAUUCCCACGGGCACGAACUGUUCGCGCCACUUUCGGCGAGAGGAGAAUUCUAUGCUACCUGUCAAAGCGGAAGCCUCGAUACCGGAAGCGACGCUGUGUUGUACAGAGUCCAUCAACUCGCGAGAAGGGACCUCCCACUUAGGGUGAGAUUAGUAGCCGGCCCUUUGCCGAUACCGUUGCCACGAGAUUACAGCGGACUAAUGCAACUGGAGGGUGCAACCAGGGGUCCUAUAGUCUUAGGGUGCGCGGUACCUUUAUUGCCCGAGAGACCUUUACCAAAUUCUACCGUUCCUGAACUUUUGGAGUUAGUUGCCACGGGACCAACAGCCCCCCGAGUGAAAAGGGCACGACUAGGCUGCCCUUCCGAAGCACGGUUACUAGCGUCGCCCAAAAUGCAGCGGUUACUUUCAGCUUGCAGGAGAGCCCUAGACCAGAGGGCAACUGAACCACGCGUGGCGCCACCGAAACCAACCUCCACCAGUGGCCAGUUAAAGGAACUCCAUUUAAAGGAAAUCAAGUCGAAACCGGACGCGAAACCGAUCCUCCAAAGCUUGAAAGAGGGCUUGGAACACAUCAAAAGAACAACCAUCAGGGAUCGGAGUAACAGCAGAGCGAGUAGCAACAACCACAGCUUCCUCGACCGGAUAUCGAGGAUAGCUCAAGGUGGCAGGAGCAGAAAUCCAGCGAAGAAGUCAGCCUCCUUCACGUUUGCCGUCCGCCCGGAAAUCGGCAUGAGGACGGAAAGAUACGCGAGUUUAGAAUCGGAAACGAACUUACUACAGGGUUCUCCUUCCUCGAGGCAGCAAGUUCAACGAUCGGUUUCCACCAGUGUACUGGAGGUUCAGACUCAACAGGAUUUAGAUCCUCCGUAUUCCAAGGUUAGAGACAGCCUAACUCCGUUACCAUCGAUUCCGCCGUCGAAAACGGAGGAAAUUUACGCUGAAAUCUGUGAACCGACGAACGUUGGACCUCCCGAAGAGAAACCUCCGCCCGGAGGAAAGGACGGUAUCGUGGACAAAGACAAGGGUUACGUGAAAUUAGCUUUGUCGCAGUCCGAGCUUUCCGACGCGAACACCUUCGACGAUGAGGAAGGAAUUUAUAACACGAAAGAUGGUCAUCAACGUCCUCGUUAACGCGACGAAGGUUAACAUCGAAAACGGUCGAGGGAAAUUCAUUGAUAGAGAUAACGCGCGACUUCCUGGCUAGACCUGGAAGAACCGUUCCCGUAGAAACGGCGCUGCGCGGCACCGACGGGAUUUACAACGCCAUUUGCCGAAGAAAUUAUCCUCCCCAUGUCUUUUUCUACCCUUUUCCCGCACGGUGUUCUCCGCGGGGAACCGGGCGAAAGAUUUACAAGGCUGUUGACCGGGGAAAAUGAUCGCGUAAUUACGGUCCCGUGCGUGCACGGCGGAUGUAGCGGGUCUCGACGGGACGCUGGGCGACUUCCGGUACCCGAGGAAUCUGUGCUGCGGACGAUCGAUAUUAGCCUUGUCGAAUGACCCGCAUUCGAUCGCGACAAUGAGAUUCACCUUUCGUCAAUCUAAUUUAAUAAUUAGAAGAAGAUUGAAAAAUUUAAUUUUUUAAAAAUCUACCAUGUAAAUUAUUUCGAUCGUAGACUAAGGGAGGAUUAUAAAAUAUAAUAAAUGAUUUUUGUAAAUUUGUUGGUAACCUGUAGUGCAAUGGCUGAAGAAUACUUCAAGCAUUUUGUACAUUUGUUAAUACUCCGCGUACUGGUUGUGAAAGCCCGCGAGGGGAGGUUUGUAAUUUUCUUACUGUAUAGUUAUUACUUGGAAAUACAAUCAUUUGCAGUUAA
Messenger RNA from Osmia bicornis bicornis, 2887 nucleotides. RefSeq lists its product as uncharacterized. The coding region runs from base 429 to 2207 and encodes 592 amino acids. The record is from RefSeq and is a predicted model, not a curated record. The transcript is spliced from 7 exons. NCBI's taxonomy places the organism in Eukaryota, Metazoa, Arthropoda, Insecta, Hymenoptera, Megachilidae.